AUGACGGCAUUAUCGGACAGUUUAGCUAGAGAGGAAAUUAUUAUUUAUAUGGAUAAUGCUCCAAUCCAUAAAAAACAAGGAAAUUUUGAAGGCGUGAGAGUAGAACAUACAAUUCAAAGAUUUGAUGCACCAUAUUCUCCGCAGCUAAAUCCAUGCGAAAGCUGUUUUUCGAUUAUCAAGGCUGGGAUUAAGAAAUAUUUAUCCAAUCACAAUAAUCCUCAUAACGAUGUUCAUGCAGCAGGAAAUGGAACGCUGACCGUCAAAAUUGAACGUCGCAUUUUCAAAAUUGGUAUAAAAAAUGUCAAACUUGAACUGAAAAUGAUCCCUUCCUGGACAUUCAUUAUGGCCACAGUCUGCCUUUUCCUAUACCAGACACUUGAUGCUAUUGACGGGAAACAUGCCAGAAGGACGGGAAAUGUGAGUCCUCUCGGAGAAUUGUUUGACCAUGGAUGUGAUUCUUUGGCCACUGGUAAACAGUUGAAUUUUAAAAGUCAACUCGACGUCACUGAAUUUCAGCUGUUUAUCAUGGGUGUUUACGGAUUGACGAGUUACUUUGGACAGAAUAUAUGGACUGAUGUUAUUCUGUUCGGAUUGUCACUGCGAAUGUAUCUAUUUGUCACAGUUUUUAUUUUUUCUUGGCAUACAAUAUUUGCUAAAAUAUCGAUUAUUUUUAAAGGCGGGGUCGGCCGCAAUGGCUCAAGUGUAGCAGAAACAAGUGUUAUUUCUCCCGCCAUUCCCUUGUUUAUUUCUGUGGUUUCGUCUUACUAUGUUGUUUGCUUGUACGAUGAUUAUUUCGCAUCAAGACCACUAUUUUUACUGCUGGUACUGUCAAUAUCACCUGUGAAGCAAAGUACAGACAUAAUCUUAAGAAGAAUGACUCGUAGUUCUUUAACUAUGUUUGAUUCAUGUCUACUGACUCAAUUGAUUUUGAUUUUAAAUGCCCGUUUAUCACGCCUUUUGAAUUUUGAAUUGCUAUUUGUUAUAUGCGUGAUGUAUGCAUUGUGGGAUUAUUGUUUAUAUAUCUACUCGGUCUGCUAUCAAAUUAGUUCUUUCCUUGGGAUUCAUGUUCUCUUCGUACAAAAAUCUCAACAAGUGAUCAACAAAUCUCUCUAA
This is a messenger RNA of Octopus sinensis (East Asian common octopus), 1113 nucleotides long. RefSeq names its product choline/ethanolaminephosphotransferase 1-like. Lineage: Eukaryota; Metazoa; Mollusca; Cephalopoda; Octopoda; Octopodidae. Gene Ontology annotation, cellular component: membrane. Gene Ontology annotation, biological process: phospholipid biosynthetic process. The transcript has 7 exons. The record is from RefSeq and is a predicted model, not a curated record. Gene Ontology annotation, molecular function: phosphotransferase activity, for other substituted phosphate groups; nucleic acid binding. Bases 1 to 1113 code for a protein of 370 amino acids.